UGUUGCAUAAUUUGGAUAUAGUUUGGAUAUUGUCCAAUAAGAAAUAGCCCAAUAAGUCCCAUAAUACAUGGUUUUGGCAGUUGUGGUUAAACUUUUAACAACCCCUAGAUAGCCUUAUAAUCAUGUAACUUGCAAGUCAUACGCAUUCAUUAUACCAAAUUACAAACAAAUUACAAUUAGGCUUUUGAGCAACACGUUUUUCUAAACAUGCUGAUAAACACACGGCUUUGGAUGGACUUGUGAGCGUGGCUGUUUCCAGAGGAACGAGGCACAAUUUUCUUCAGGUUGUGCAUGAUGACUGUGACAGGACACACAUUUCACUCCUACGUGAGACGGUGAGUUGAAGCAGCUACUGACACUGUGUUCGGAGCCAUUGAGUGUUUCCUUGCGGGGCCAGUGCGCAUGUCUGAGGGGGAGAGUUCUGUUCUUUCACUGCUCCAUCCGGGAACUUUAGAAUUAGCAUUGACAGCCGAAGCGCAACUUUUCCCUGGGCAAAGUGAAAUCAAGCCGCGGACAAAAUAUAGUCCCCCUUUUUCAAGUCAAAAUUAUCAAAAGAAAAGGUACACGACGUUUUUGUCGGACACGUCGGCGUUAAGACACGUUUGGGAUGGAAGUAACCGAGCGCCGACGCCUUUCCGCCGUGUUUACAGCACUUUUUCCACGGGCGUAAAGUGGGUGAUGAGUCCUACCCUGUAAAGAAGCGAGAACUUGCUUUGCAGCCCGAGUAGUUCUUCUUUCAAUUGUUAUUGCCGCUUUAAAAAAAUCUUUAAUUCACUUUAACUUCGUCUCGGUCGCGUCGAAAGUGGGAAAAAGUGCUUUCGAAGUGGGAAGAUGGAACUGCAAGGCCUGCAAGAGGCGCUGAAAGUAGAAAUCCAAUGUCAUCAGAAGCUGGCAGUAAGAAGUUGUCCUGUAGGAGCGACCAAGCCCCUCUCACUUAUCAAGCCUCCCAGCCAGAGCAUAGCCAUCUCUGUGGUGCCGGCAAAGGCUCCCGUUUCCAUGGUGACUGCACACAUUAACGGACAAAAGGCGGUGAGCUCGGAGGCAUUGCAGACAUCCCCCAUCAACCUCCAAACUGCCAGCCGAGUGGUGGGGAGUGGAGUCCACUCCUUAAGCAGGAGGCCCAGCGAGGUGCCGCACUCUCAGAUGCUGGGAACUCUCACAGCAAUGCCCAUAAAGGUGCCUCAAGUCAGCUCCCUGCAGAGGCUGACAGGACAAGCACCCAACAUGCUACCUCAGGUCAGGCCAAAGACCCAGAUCCCAGACAGCCUUCCCCAUAGCCCAUGUCAGGAGCUGCAACCCCUGAGUCUGCAGAAGGCCACCGCCGUAGUCAGCCCCAAGAGUCAGGGUCCCGCCCUGCCCACCGCCAACAGCACCUUCAGCCCCGAGCACCAGCCCAGCAGCCAGGGAGACAGCUCUCCAUCAGCCCUGUCCCAAGUCCAGAGCCUCUCCAGGGGGCUGGCUGCCAACAGUGCCAACCAGCAAGGCAGCUCGGCAGGGCCUGGCGUAGCAUAUGCCAUCAUUGCCACCUCACCCACCACAGGCAAUGGUGUGUCAGCUGUCAGUGAGGCCGUCAAGGUGCAGCCGCUGCUCUUCAGUGCAGACAACAAGGUAAUAAUAAUUCAACCCCAGGCCCCCAGCAGUUCCCAGGAUUCCCCGGGGAGCCCGGCUGACGUGCCGUCACAGGAGGCUACGCCAGCCCCAUCUGCCCUUGCAGAGAAGAAGGACGAGGACCCUGAGAAAAUUGCCUUCAUGGUCGCCCUCGGCUUGGUCACCACAGAGCACCUGGAAGAGAUCCAGACCAAGAGGCAGGAGAGGAAGCGACGGAGCACAGCCAACCCUGCCUACAGCGGGCUGUUUGAAGCAGAACGCAAACGCCUUGCAUCCAAUUACCUGAACAACCCGCUGUUCCUCUCAGCUCGAGACACUGAGGAUCUCUGCUGGAAGGAGGACUCGGAGCAUGAUGACCGUUGUGCCAACUGUAAGGAGGAAGGCGAGCUCCAGCUGUGUCACAACUGUACCAACGCCUACCACCCCAAUUGUCUCCAACCUCCUCUUAAAACCCCACCCAGAGGGGUAUGGUAUUGCCCCAAGUGCCAGAAGAAGGUUCUGAACAAGGAGAACAUGUCAUGGCCACAGAACUUCAUACAGUCCUACGUCACACACAAGACAGUGAGACAGGAGGAGAAGAGACGACUGUUGAGAAGAAACACCGAGCUGAAGAACGAGUGUGCCCAACUGGAAGAGCAGGACAACAGACUCAAUAAGACCCUCACACAAUGCAUGGAUCUCAGAGACCGCCUACUGGGACAGCAGAAAGAGACCCAGGCGUCUCUGGAUCGUCUCAAAGCCCUGAUCAGGCUGAUCCAGCGUGACCAAAUGAUUCAGGUCACCAUGACAGCCACAACCACCACAGCCGCCCCCAUGCUCUCCCUACCCUGGAUCAAAACCACCAGCACCACCACUGCCACACCACCCCCCGCAGGACCUUCCAUGCUUCUGCAGAAGAGCCAGCCCCAAACACAGGGCAAUAAUUAAUGCGGGCAAUGACUGGCGCAACGGUUUUUUUUGUGGGGUGGUGGUGGGGGGCAGCAUCUCGGCUGAGUGGCUGCUCGCUGAGCCUUCUGCUGGCCACCUCACCUGAAUAUAGAGGGCAACAAUUUUCUUUUUCUAAGAUACCAUUGAAAUCAUUGAAUAAUAUCUAACCAGUUUUUCAAUAGCUGUUGUUGGAAGGAAAACAAGAAGAACCUGAGAGAGCCUAUAUCCUACACACAAGUCAUGACAAGUAUUUUUUAAACCCGACACCUACAGUGCUUAUGAGAUUUCUUUUUUAUUUAUUUUCUAUUUAUUAAUGUUCUUGGCCUUAAUGUAUUUAUUACAACAACAACAACAACAACAAAAAGUUAGAUUACAGUGCUGCCACAGAACUAUGGAACAAGUAUUCCUGAGUGGUCCAAAAUAUAUUUUCUGUUUUUUUUCUUUCUAAACGGUAUAAUUAUUGUUCUGCAUAUAGUGGGAGAGAACAUUAGAGUAGUUGUAGUUUCAAAUUAACAAUGGAGUAAUAAAAGUGAAAAAAGAAGUGUACAUUGCUACUAUAUCUGACUAGAUGUUUGUUCUCGUUCUGCUAUGAACAAUGUUUGCCAUACUAAUUCAGGUGAUGAAGGGUGACGGGGAGCGUUUCCAUUGUGUCUGUACGUAAGAGCGUACGAGCCUUCAAACAAGAGCAGAGAAUACAGUUUUUCAGUAUUAAUAGAGUUAAAAGUCAGAGAAAAAAGUAUUUAAGAUGAUAACAGAAAUUAGCAUUUUUAGUGGAGAUUUUAGUAUUUUCAUGCCGAUGCCUGUUGAUAAAUUUGUAAGUACGUUGAUAAGUUUGGAGUAUUCAAAGGGAUCCUUGUACAUAUGUGUAUUAUUGCAGGUCUUUCCGUUUUGGUUCUUUUCUGGAGUCACACAUCUUAACCCCCAAGAUGUUCCUUUUUCACCGUCGCACCACAAACGUGGGACGCUUGAAGGACCACCCGAGUCACAUGCACGUGCGACGCAUCCAUGUAACCCCUCUACCAGUAUAGAAAAUAUGCCAAAAAAACUUUGUGUUUUUGUACUGGGAACACCCAUCUAUCAACCUCUUUGUUGCUUUACCCAGUCUGUUGUACAUCUUUUACCCCGUCUGUUGUACAUCUUUUUUCUUUUUCUAAUUGGUUACAUUUUUGAUGAAUGACUUUUUAACGAUGGCGAGUCUGUUGGCUAGUCAGUACAAAUGGACACUGCCUCAAGUACAAGUAGUUGAAUCAAAAAGAGUUUUUCUUCGUCACAUCAUUUUGUAGACACCAGUCACCGACACACAGAACCGGUCCACCUGCUGCAGGCUGCAGACUGGUGGGCCGGGAGGACCGAGGGGCGCAGGACCGGGCGCAGGACCCGUCUCAGUCUGCCUGGCCUGUUCUCGGAGCGUCCAACUGGGAGGACGCCCUCUUUUUGCCCCUGUCCCGCUUUAUAAAAGCUAGUCUUCCUGCUAGUCCACUGACACUCCUACAAGUGUCUGUGGAAACACAUUCGCUGAUGAUAGUCAACUUAAACCAUCGCACUUAAUCUGUUAUCACACGAGCUGGGGAGCAAACCCCCUCCGAGUCUCUGAACCCAAAACAUGCACAAACGUGAACAAAAGUGAAAUCACUUCAGAUAAAAAUGCCUUUAUCAAAAGUAAUAAUGUUUUGGUGACUGUCACCACCGCUGUAACUUCCACUCGUGCCGUCCGUGGAGCGGCACCGUGACACGACGACACCAUCACACAGUUCGACCAGCUGAGGGGUGCUGUGUUUCUCAUAUCAGAGUUGCCUGCGUUUGGUUGAUUCCUUUGUUGAAAAUACAUUUUAGUUUUGUGGACUUAUAAAUGCCAAAAUGGCAAAGAGUUGCGCCAUAUCGGCACGGCUGGAUGUUGGAAAGUGUGGCACUGAAAACCUUUAAUAACAACCAGUAAUAUCUUGAACUCUUCCUUAAUGAAGUGGAUCUUAAAUUUAUUUCUCUUAGUUUGGUAGAGCGAUCGGUCUCCCUUCCCGACACCAACCAAAACACCUCCGAGAGGACACGAUGGCAAAUACUGCAAAGCUCCAAGCUUCAAUAGCUCGUACGACUGUCUCUAAUGCUCCAGUUCAAACCCAGCACCCAGCCGAGGUCUGCACGAGCCUCAGACUGCGUGCAUUAUGUGCAAGAUAAAGCCACGCAUCAAUGUUCCAGUAUGUUUGCCUUUUUAAACAUAUAAAAAUGGCCUGGUGAUCAUGGAAUGGGAACUAAUUGGAAGUAAAGUUUGCCACAUUGAGUCGGCACCAAGCCAGAAACGUUUUAUUUUGGCUCUGGGCAAAAAGCCUUCCCAGCCGACACCAAAAACAAGGGCCCGCAUGCAGCUCCUGACACCAGGACGCAGCUGAAUAAUGCAUAUCAUGCAGCCGGAGGAGUCUGCACAGAGUCCAGGCCCAGCAGAAUGGAAUAGGUUUCCAGGAUGAGGUGGAUAAGAGAUCAUAUCAGUGCUCCAUGUUGCAUCCCUGGUACCCCACCCAUCCCCAUCCACAUCCCCGAGACAUUAACACACUGAGGUGCAGCCUAUCUUCAUUCAUUUCCAGAAUCAUCUCCGGGUGAAACUGUGCAGUGCUUGCUGAAACAGCUCUAUUUUAAUACACAAUGACAAAACAUUUGAACAAAUGAAGUUAAAACAUUUUUUAUAUUUUAUCAAGGAACAAAUAAAAAAAAACAUUGGAAUUUUCUAUUGUUUGCCAGUUAUGCAUUCUUACUUGGCUUGCAAAUGUUCAGUGUGUUCUUUUGCCAUGAGGAGACGGAGGAGGCGACACAAGGCUUUUUAGAUGGAAAUGUCUGUUGGCUGUUGAAGUAGAGACUUUAUUUUUUCUUUGUCAUUAAUAAGGGGACUGUCCAGUGGAUUGUGUGUAUAGGAAAGUGUUUGUCUUAAAUAUGCCAAUGUAGUUUUUCUUUCUGAUGCAUUAAAAGUUGAUUGAUGGAAGUUGGUAAAUGGUAAAGAGUAGUCUCACUUUUUUUGUACCAAGUUCUUAUGAAAAAUUGAAUCAUUAAUAAACAAAAGUGAAGAACAUGCAUCUCAUCAACGUGUUUUUCAUACAGACGUACAACAUCCUGCCAU
Molecule: messenger RNA, 5638 nt
Organism: Lampris incognitus (smalleye Pacific opah)
Lineage: Eukaryota; Metazoa; Chordata; Actinopteri; Lampriformes; Lampridae
Gene: phf21b
Product: PHD finger protein 21B
Exons: 13
Coding region: 832-2535 (567 amino acids)
Source: RefSeq, a predicted model, not a curated record